AGUACCGAGGGCCGUAAAAAAAAAUAGUCAUCGGGUUCGUCACUCCUGUGCAUUCGUGCGGAUCGAAAUAUAAAAUCGCAAGGUAUAGAAUCGUCCAAUCAACAUCGUGACCUUGGACAUCACCUGUCCUUGGCAAUUGCCAUUUAAACUGGACAGUUCGAUACAGCAUACGAGUGAUUGCGUGCCGAGUAAAAAUGAUUAUUUAUCGACUCCUCCGUCCUCCUGGUGCUAUCGCAAACCAACAGAGAACAGCAGUGUACGGUAGAUUACAACUUGUUGCCACAUGUCAUGAGACUCCUGAUCAUUGAUGAAUCCGCUGCGCAUGCGAACACCACUGGCCAACUCCCUAGGGCCAGACCAAUUUUGUCGGUUGCCUUGUGCACGUGCGCCAACUGCCUCCAACGAUCCUUCAUCUCUCUCCAAUUCAUUCUGAUGGUUCAUCAGGUUGUCCUGCUUCACAGCUGCUCAACGCAGUUCAGUGUUACGUAGUAGUCAAGAUGGCAGAACUAACGGUAGCGACUCGUCCAGUGGUGCUCGGCACGUGGUGGGUGAGGGGGUUGUUAUCCGGUUAAAAUAGAAGGUGACAAUUGUUAUUUUGAAAGUCCAUUCGCGUGAGGUUUGAUGGACAUGAUUUAGCGGAGUCAAACGGUGGUUGACCUCGUGGUUCAUCAUGUUGAGAGGUUUUGAUCAAUAAUAUGCCUUGACCAGGAACCAACGAUGCAGGACUCGCCAACUUCCAAAUUCCAGAGAUCAUCCUAUUGGGUCUGAGACUCCAUCAUCGCUCCUGGUGAUGACAGGAAUCAAUAGACAGCUCAACAGGUUGAGAACAACUUCAUCUGUUCGUUCAUGAAGAAGAAUCGAACGACAUCGCCAUUGAAAUGACACCAAAAUCAACAACAAAGUGAUAUUUUAAUGACGAUAAUCACUUCUGAAUGUUAGGUGUCAUCCAGUGAUGAUCUGGGAACCAGCUGAGGUCCACCGUCGAUUGCUCCUCUGGUAUUCGAGUGUUCUGGGGACUGAUGAAUCAUUGAAUAGCUCAACAGGUUGAGAACAACUUCCUCAGCGGCAUCUGUGUGUCACGAAUUCCAGUGAAUUCCUGGCAUUUGCAGCGAUUGUAAAAUCGGUAACGAGGUGGCGAUUUCCUGAUGAUGAUCGACCACUUCUGCUGCUCAUCGGUGCUGAAGCUGCGACUGUUUGAGGUCAUAGGGGAUUCUGAUGGUCAUGCAACAUCAGCUGAUUUUAAAAUUACGAUUAAUCUUUCUACGAUUUUUGGAAAAAUAGGACAGACUUUUCCUACGCACACGUGCGCAGGGGUGGCACGUACGACAGCUUAGGGACAACUGGGGUGUGGCGAACGCACCCUGGAGGGGAUGUUCGAGCUGAGUGAUGUGACGAGAGGCCUGAGGUGUGCAGUUGUGGAUCGUUAUCAACUGAAGUUUGUUCACGAUAGCGAAUUCACUGACGCAACAAGCGACAGCUGCUCAAAAUCUUCAGUCGUAGUAGCGGAGUGACCCUUCCUCAUUAGUUCUAAUUAUCCAUUAAUUAAUUUGAAAAUUGUUGUGCCAUUGACAGUCUUCGGGGAAUAGUUGAGUGGAAUAAUCUAUUCGUUAUUUUGUUCUGUGCUGUGAUUUUGGGGAAAAACGUGGGGUUUGUUUAUUUAUCAUUUGUCUAGUUAUCAGAAGACACACCCAUUGCACGUCGUCAAAGGAGUGAACAAUUUUUUAUUACGUCGACCUUGGACCUAUCGAACGUUGUCCUGCUUUGGCUUUUAAUGGGUUGAACGGUUCAUAAAAUUUAAUUUGAAAUCGUUUAAUUUUUAUGCGAAUUGUUAUCUGUGAGGCGAGGACACUAUUAACUCUUUAACUGAUAAUUAUGUCAUCCUAUUUGAAUGAAUUUGGAUGAUUAAUUGGUGUCUGAAGAUUUACUCAGAAAAAUGGUUUAUUUGAAUCCCAUAAACAACAUAUAUUUUGCAAUAUUUGAAUGAACUUGUUUAUUUCAUUUAAGUAAAGUAUUUAUUUGGUUCUUCGAAAAAGUGUAUUAAUCAUUUUUAAAUCGACAUUUACACGUCAUUCAUUAAGAAAUACCUGAAUGAUGUUUUUUCGUUUAAUUGUGCGCAAUUUAGAACUUCCGGGAUGACCUUGAUAGCCAGAAAAAUGAAAAAACCAACAGUAUUUUAAUUUUGUCGUGAACUUCAGUGACACUGAAGCCUAGUGAAUGCUCUCAAAUCGAUAAUACCGAGAAGACUCUUGAAGAAAUUUGUAAAAUAAUUCUUGAGGAAAAAUAGACAUUGGGGAGCGAUUAAGCUGGUGGUGGAGAGGAAGAGCUGCUUUACCGGUGUUAUCGCGGUUAAUAUAACACUCGUGAUGAAUUUUCGAAAAUGUGCGGAGUGAGCCUUCCACGCUGGCAGACUAGAAACAGUCGAGAUAAUGCUGUUGCAUGAUUUAAAAAUUUUUGGAUAAUAAGAUAUCGGAGAGAUGGAUUUAAUCAGAAAUCGAGCUGCGAGGAGAUUCGAUCAAUUGCGAUCACGAUGCCGGAUCUACUUCGAUGGACAGAGCAUUGGAAGUAGAGCUGACAAUGGGGGCUCGCAGGGUGAUGACAGGCGUCCUCCUGAUCAGGACAGCCAGGAGGAAAGAGUAGUAUUCAUAAAUGCUCCACAUCAGCCAGCCAAAUACAAAAACAAUCACAUUACAACGGCUAAGUACUCAUUACUCUCUUUCAUCCCCUCAUUUCUCUUCGAGCAAUUUCGGAGGUACAGCAACUGUUUCUUCCUGUUCAUCGCACUCAUGCAGCAAAUCCCCGAUGUUUCACCCACUGGACGUUAUACGACACUCGUUCCACUUAUCUUCAUCCUCAGUGUAUCGGCCCUGAAGGAAAUUGUUGAAGACAUCAAAAGACACAGAGCAGAUGACGAGAUAAACAUGCGAGAGGUAGAGGUUUUGCGUGACGGUAAAUGGCAGUGGAUUCAGUGGAGAUCUGUCGCUGUAGGUGACGUCGUAAAAGUGCACAACAACAAUUUCUUCCCAGCAGAUUUGAUUCUCCUGUCGUCCUCGGAGCCCCAGGGAAUGUCCUUCAUAGAAACCGCCAAUCUCGAUGGUGAAACAAACCUCAAGAUUCGUCAGGCUCAUCCUGAGACAGCAAUGCUGCUGGAUACAGUGGAGCUGAUGAAUUUCAAGGCGAACAUUCAGUGUGAACCUCCAAAUCGUCAUCUCUACGAGUUCAUGGGCGUUCUUCGUGAGACAAACAAACAGCAUGUUGCACUCGGCCCAGAUCAAUUGCUCCUCCGUGGGGCUAUUCUCAGGAACACCCGGUGGGCCUUUGGAGUUGUUGUCUAUACAGGUCAUGACACAAAACUCAUGCAAAACAACACGACAACAGCUCCACUGAAACGAUCUACUCUGGAUCGUCUCACCAACACCCAAGUGCUGAUGCUCUUUUUCAUUCUUCUACUCCUGUGCCUUGUGUCCGCCAUUUUUAAUGUCCUGUGGACAAAUGCCAAUGAGGAUGGCCUGUGGUACUUGGGCCUGGAAAACAUGACAGGAAUGACAAAGAACUUCGCCUUCAACCUUCUGACCUUCAUAAUCCUCUUCAACAACUUGAUUCCAAUUUCCCUCCAAGUGACUCUGGAAGUAGUUAGAUUCAUUCAGGCAACCUUCAUCAACAUGGACAUCGAGAUGUAUCACGCUGAGACAGAUACACCAGCAAUGGCCAGAACGAGCAAUCUCAACGAAGAAUUGGGAAUGGUAAAUUACGUGUUCACAGAUAAGACGGGAACAUUGACAAAGAAUGUGAUGGAAUUCAAGAGAUGUUCAGUUGGAGGAAAAAUUUAUGAUUUACCAAAUCCAUCAGCUCCUGGUGGCUCUGGUGAACACAACAGUGAUCUCAUACGAGACAUUGUCGAUGGUAGAGGUGAUGCUAAUAAUCCAAGAUCUAGUGAUAAAAAAAAAUCCAAUCAUGCUGAUGUCAUUCACGAAUUUAUGGUGAUGUUGUCAGUGUGUCAUACGGUGAUUCCUGAACGUGUGAAUGGACACAUAAUCUAUCAUGCAGCUUCACCUGAUGAGAGAGCCCUUGUUGAUGGGGCCAGAGCCUUUGGCUAUAUUUUCGAUACGAGAACACCGAGUUAUGUGGAGAUCGAAGCACUGGGAGUGAGAUAUCGGUAUGAGAUUCUCAAUGUCAUUGAAUUCACGUCAGCGAGAAAGAGGAUGUCAGUGAUAGUUAAAACACCGGAAGGAAAAAUAAAAAUAUUUUGCAAAGGAGCGGAUUCUGUUAUCUAUGAGAGAUUAACAUCGAGAGCUGGUGAUCCUGGUGAUUACGAUGGUGAUGAUGAUUUCAGGCAAGCGACUCUCGAUCAUCUUGAGGCAUUUGCCUCCGAGGGAUUGAGAACAUUGUGCUUUGCUUCGGCGGAUAUUCCUGAGAACAGGUACAACUGGUGGAGGGAAAUUUAUCAUAAAGCUGAAGUGACGAUGACGGAUAGAGAGGCUAAAUUGGAGGAUGCUGCGUCGUUGAUUGAGUCCAAACUCAAUUUACUGGGGGCCACAGCUAUCGAGGAUCAUCUACAGGAUCAGGUCCCGGAAACCCUUCAAGCCCUCAUCGAAGCCGAUAUCAAUGUCUGGGUUCUGACAGGUGACAAACAGGAGACCGCCAUCAACAUCGGUUACUCCUGUAAAUUAAUCACUCAGUCCAUGCCAUUGAUUAUAGUAAACGAGAGCUCCUUGGACAAAACAAGAGACGUAAUUGUCCAACACUGUUCGGACUUUGGGCCAGAUCUCAGGUGUCAGAAUGACGUUGGCCUUGUGAUCGAUGGAAAUAGCCUCAAGUACGCACUCUCCUGUGAUUUACGGAGGGAUUUUCUAGAUCUUUGUACGUCCUGCAAGGUAGUGAUAUGCUGUCGAGUCUCUCCAAUGCAAAAGGCUGAGGUUGUUGAUCUCGUAACGACAAAUACCAAAGCUGUCACGUUGGCUAUUGGCGAUGGUGCCAAUGACGUUGCAAUGAUUCAGAAAGCUCAUAUUGGCGUUGGUAUAUCUGGGGUCGAGGGACUUCAGGCGGCUUGUGCCUCUGAUUAUUCGAUAGCCCAGUUUAGAUUUCUCAAGAGGCUUCUCUUCGUUCAUGGCUCCUGGAAUUACAGCAGAAUGUGCAAACUUAUUUUGUACUCAUUCUACAAGAAUAUUUGUUUAUAUGUUAUUGAAUUGUGGUUUGCCAUUUAUUCCGGCUGGUCCGGUCAAAUUCUCUUCGAGAGAUGGAGCAUUGGACUCUAUAAUGUUGUAUUCACAGCUGCACCACCUCUCGCUAUGGGAUUAUUUGAUAAGGUGUGCUCGGCGGAAACGCAUCUUGCACAUCCGAGAUUAUAUGCUGCCAAGAACACAAACGAAUCUACAUUUAAUAUUAAGGUAUUUUGGGUUUGGAUCAUCAAUGCAUUAGUUCACUCGUCUCUACUGUACUGGUUAUCAUUAUUGGCACUGAAACAUGAUGUGAUUUGGUCGAAUGGACGAGACGGAGGUUACAUAGUACUAGGAAAUUUUGUAUAUACUUAUGUGGUAGUUACUGUUUGUGGAAAAGCUGGCCUCAUAACAAAUUCAUGGACGUGGUUUACCCAUUUAGCCACAUGGGGAUCGAUAAUACUUUGGUUCUUGUUUAUAUUGAUAUACAGUAAUUUUUGGCCAGCACUGAACGUUGGAGCUGUUAUGCUUGGUAAUGACAGAAUGCUAUUUUCAUCUCCUGUUUUCUGGUUGGGAUUGGUUCUCAUUCCUUCAGCUGUUUUACUCGUCGACGUCACAGCAAAAGCUGUGAAGAAUACUAUGUUUAAGUCCCUAACGGAAGCAGCAAGGGAGCAAGAAAUUCGUAAAUCCGAUCCUGGUCAUUUAUUCACUAAUCAAGAUUACCGAAGCUCAUUGACGGAGACUGCCAGGCUCCUGAGAAACGUUAAAAGUGUUUUCAUGAGGAGAUCUAAUGCCACGACGAGAGUCAAUGUCGAGGUCGAGCUGUCACAUGGAUUUGCAUUCUCACAAGAGGAAGGAGGUUCGGUGACUCAGACCGAUGUGAUAAGGGCGUACGACACAAAUCUUCCGAAACCGGGAGGCAUGUGAUUCUACAAAAAACUCGUGAUAUCACGGUGUAUGUAACAACCCAAGACUUGUGUUUAAUUUUCAAUUCAGAGGAACUCGCCUUGUCUCAGGUCAUUCUCAUCAUAAGCAAUAACACCACGAAAAAUUGAUGGAAAAAUUUACAAAAAUUUAGAAUUAGAAGAAAAGAGCGAAACAAAAAUGACAGUAGCGACGUGGUAAAAAGAGAUUAGUCACUUUUAACUAGUGAUUAGUUUUUAACGAAUAUUUUGAAAUCAUAUUCAUAAUCUGUUGACAAUUAACAAGUGGUUUGUUUGCAAAUAAAUCGCAGAAAAACUUCGACUAUCCGUCAGCAAAUUUCAUUGAAUUUUCUCGGAAGUAGCGAAAGUGAAUGAGCGCUUUUUGAUAAAAUUGUAAAUUGCAACAAAAGUCGGAUUUUCCCCCAAUAAUUAUAAAUUAUUUUAGACCGCAUUCAUGCAUUAUUUUUUUUGUUUAACUAUCUGUAAAUUAUGUAAAAUGAGUGAAUAGCAAUAUUGAGGAAUUUUCAUUUGUUGUUUAUCGAUUGUAUUGAAGUGAUUCCCCUGUUUUAUUUAUGAUUUACCCCUAUGCAGUCGACAGAACAUGUUCAUACCUGAUACAUAAAAAUGUCCACUGAAUAUUAUUUUAUGAAAAACAAUAUUUUUAUUUUUCAAUAGAACUCCAAUUGAAUUUUCUGACGGAUGCGCUAUAAAUUUCGUCAAUAUUUUCGAUAAUCUGACGCAUUGCCGAUGAAUGAAUUUUUGAUCGGAUGUACAAAAGCACAAUAAACGCCGAAAUACUCCCAACAAUUUUCACUCACCUCAAGACAACACUAUUCAAUGGAUGGCCUGUACCGAGUCCUUUAAUUAAUUAAAACCGGGCAAAACACUACCGAAAGUCGCCGAAUCUCAGUUGCCGAUGACAGUUAAUGAUGAAUAAAAAUAAAUGAUCAAUUUUCAAACAAUUACAGAAAGAAGACAAUUAAACCACUGAAAUUAUUUUUGUAGACUGUUUGAUAAUUACGUAGGAAAAGUGGGGGUGAUCUGGGUAUUAAUUUUAUUACUCACGAUGUAUUGAAUAAACAUUAAAAUCAUCCGGACGUUGGACUUAUUGACUUUACACGCAUUAAAAAAUUCUAAAACUCUUCUCUCUAAUAUUAAAACUGCUCUGUCAUCGUGGCAAAGAAACGGCAUAAUAGCAAACAAUAAUCUAGUUGAAUGUAUCAAACAAAAAAAAAAUAGUUAUUGUCGAGAGAUUUUUGGGAGAUUCAAUGUGAAUAAUGAGAUGACAAGAAUGAAAUUUUAAAAAAAUUAGAAGAAAAAAUAGCGCAGCAAGUACCUUGGGCAUUGGAUGAGCCCUUAAAAACUCGUAUUUUAUAUAUUUUGAGACAAAUGUGCGAGGAAUUGCGCUACCAAAAAAAACUGCAACCUAUCGUUACACAAAGAAAACUAAAAAAGUAACAAUUAUAUAAGAAGAAUAAGAGACUGUUUCAUUACUACGUCUUAAUCGUUCAACUUUCAAUUGCUACAUGUAAAGUGUAUAUAAUUUUAUUUAUCUUCAUCUAGUCGCAUGCUGUUGAUUAUUUUAUUCGCCCCAAGAAUUAUCUGUAAAAAUUUUUUUUCUCCAGAAAUCAUUGUUCAAUUAUAUUUUUAUUAAUGAUAUUUGUCAUAGGAAUUUAUCGAGAGAAUUGUCGGUGUAUAAAUCAUGUUCUUAACAGGAGAAAGAGUAUAAAAAGAGAUAAAUAAAUGUGUACAAGAUUUACCAUGAA
This is a messenger RNA of Diachasmimorpha longicaudata, 7842 nucleotides long. It is a transcript of the gene ATP8A, whose product is annotated as ATPase 8A. Bases 2475 to 6080 code for a protein of 1201 amino acids. Gene Ontology annotation, cellular component: plasma membrane. The record is from RefSeq and is a predicted model, not a curated record. Gene Ontology annotation, molecular function: magnesium ion binding; ATP binding; ATP hydrolysis activity. Lineage: Eukaryota; Metazoa; Arthropoda; Insecta; Hymenoptera; Braconidae. Gene Ontology annotation, biological process: phospholipid translocation. The transcript is spliced from 10 exons.